This is a messenger RNA of Dipodomys spectabilis (banner-tailed kangaroo rat), 4857 nucleotides long. RefSeq names its product synergin gamma (gene Synrg). The transcript is spliced from 23 exons. The coding region runs from base 57 to 4304 and encodes 1415 amino acids. Gene Ontology annotation, molecular function: protein binding. The record is from RefSeq and is a predicted model, not a curated record. NCBI's taxonomy places the organism in Eukaryota, Metazoa, Chordata, Mammalia, Rodentia, Heteromyidae. Gene Ontology annotation, cellular component: clathrin coat of trans-Golgi network vesicle.
AGCGGCGGCGGCGGCGGCGGCGGCGGCCACAGCGACGGCGACGGGCCGGGAGCAAGAUGGCGCUGCGGCCGGGAACGGGAGCUGGCGGCGGCGGGGCCUCGGGAACCGGCGCGGGGGCCGCGGGAGGAGGCAGCUUCAUGUUUCCUGUUUCAGGUGGAAUAAGACCGCCUCAAGCAGGCCUCAUGCCAAUGCAGCAACAAGGAUUUCCUAUGGUCUCUGUCAUGCAGCCUAAUAUGCAAGGCAUGAUGGGAAUGAAUUAUGGCUCUCAAAUGUCCCAAGGACCCAUUGCUAUGCAGGCAGGAAUACCAAUGGGCCCAAUGCCAGCUGCUGGAAUGCCUUACCUGGGACAAGCACCAUUCCUGGGAAUGCGUCCUCCAGGCCCACAAUAUACUCCAGACAUGCAGAAGCAAUUUGCAGAAGAGCAACAGAAACGAUUUGAACAGCAGCAAAAACUCUUAGAGGAAGAAAGAAAAAGACGCCAGUUUGAAGAACAAAAGCAAAAGCUCAGACUUCUAAGUAGUGUGAAACCCAAGACAGGAGAGAAGAGUAGAGAUGAUGCUUUGGAGGCCAUAAAAGGAAACUUAGAUGGAUUUUCCAGAGACGCAAAGAUGCACCCUACUCCAGUAUCACACCCUAAGAAAUCAGAUUGUCCCACAUCAUCUCAUCCUACUAAAACUGUCUCCCCACCAUCCGCCUUUCUUGAUGAAGAUGAAUUCAGUGACUUUAUGCAGGGCCCUGUGGAAGUUCCCAUCUGUGGGCCACCUUCCACAGCCCAGCCCUUUCAAUCUUUCCAUACCACCACCCCACUUGGCCAGUUGCAAUCACAGAAGGCUGGAGUACAGCCUCCCCCUCCAACUCAGAUUCCAGUGUCUGUUGCCUUACAUGGUGUCCCUGGGCAAAUUCCCUAUUACGCCACUGCUUCAGCUUCACACAUUAUGCAGAAAGCAGGCCCUUCCUUGGAGGAGAAGCUCCUAGUGUCUUGUGCUAUCAAUACAUCUGGGCAGGAACAAGUUAAAUUAAGUACUUCUGAAGUUGGGCACAAAGCCUUAGACCCAGGUUCCAGUAAGAACUGUCUCAGUUUAACGGCCAGUAACGGGGUUGCUGUAGAUGGAUGUGUAAAUGGUACCACCCCUGCAGAGGCAGAAAAGACUUCAGACCUAACACGGUCCAUUGAAGAGAGUGGUGUGGGAGUAUUUCCCUCACAGGAUCCAGUUCAGCCCAGAAUGCCUCCUUGGAUUUACAACGAGAAUUUGGUUCCAGAUGCCUAUAAGAAAAUUUUUGAAACCACAAUGACUCCAACUGGAAUAGAUACUGCUAAACUUUAUCCCAUUCUGAUGUCAUCUGGACUUCCCAGGGAAACACUUGGACAGAUAUGGGCCUUAGCUAAUCGAACUACACCUGGCAAACUUACUAAAGAAGAACUUUAUACUGUUCUUGCCAUGAUAGCAGUAACACAGAGAGGUGUUCCUGCCAUGAGUCCUGAUGCUUUAAAUCAGUUCCCAGCAGCCCCUAUUCCAACUCUGAGUGGCUUUUCUAUGCCUCUGCCUACUCCAGUGAGUCAGCCUCCUGUGAUACCUUCAGCUCCUGCAGGCUCUGUGCCCCUUAACCUUGGACAGCCAGUCAUGGGCAUUAACCUUGUUGGACCAGUGAGUGGAGCUGCAGCACCGGCUUCCAGUGGCUUCAUGCCAACGUACCCAGCAAAUCAGGUGGGAAAACCGGAAGAAGAUGACUUUCAAGAUUUUCAAGAUGCUUCUAAAUCAGGAUCCCUGGAUGAUUCAUUCACUGAUUUUCAAGAGAUGCCUGCUUCUUCAAAAACAAGUCAUUCUCAGCAUGGAAACAGUACCUCAUCUUUGUUGAUGCCACUUCCUGGAACAAAAGCAGUGACUUCAGUAGAUAAAUAUGCUGUAUUUAAAGGAAUUGCAGCUGAAAAAUCCUCUGAAAAUACUGUUCCAUUUGGAGAACCUGGUGAUAAGUAUAGUGCUUUCAGAGAACUUGAACAGACAACAGAGAGUAAAUCUGUAGGAGACAGCUUUGCAGAAUUCAGGUCUACAGGAAUCGAUGAUGGCUUCACAGAUUUUAAGACAGCCGAUAGUAUUUCACCACUAGAGCCGCCGACAAAAGACACAACUUUUCCAGCAUCUUUCCCCUCAGGAACUACACAACUGAAACAACAAACGCAAGUGAAAAGUCCUCUGAACCUUGCAGACCUGGAUAUGUUUUCCUCUGUUAAUUGUAGCAGUGAGAAAGCAUUGCCUUUUUCGGCUGCAUUUAGCACAUCCAAAUUAGCUUCUGCACGACCUCAGCCAGUGGUUUCUGCCACAACUACAACAACACUGGUAUCCACUAAAACUUCUAAUUUGGCUGAUGAUUUUGGAGAAUUCAACCUUUUUGGGGAAUAUUCGAGUCCAGCAUCUGUUGGGGAACAGGAUGACUUUGCAGAUUUUAUGGCUUUCAGUAAUAACGCCAUUUCAUCUGAGCAAAAGGCAGAUGACAAAUAUGAUGUCGUUAGGGACGAAACUAGUCCUGUGCCUCUCACCAGCAACUCAGGCAGCACAGCAAAGAGUGCACAGAACUCAACUGCAGCAUCUACCAAGUAUGAUGUAUUCAAGCAACUUUCCCUUGAAGGAGCUGGACUAGGUGUAGAAGAGUUGAAAGAUAACACUCCUUCUGGAAAAAGUGAAGAUGAUUUUGCUGACUUCCACUCCAGUAAAUUUUCAUCCAUGAACUCCGACAAAUCCCUGGGAGAGAAAGCAGUGGCUUUCAGACACACCAAAGAAGACUCUGCUUCGGUGAAGUCCCUGGAUCUCCCUUCCAUUGGUGGCAGCAGUGUCGGCAAGGAGGACUCUGAAGAUGCACUUUCUGUUCAGUUUGACAUGAAAUUGGCUGAUGUGGGAGGAGAUCUUAAACAUGUCAUGUCUGAUAGCUCUUUGGAUUUGCCAACAGUUAGUGGCCAGCACCCUCCUGCUGCAGAUAUAGAGGACUUAAAAUAUGCUGCUUUUGGGAGCUACGGUAGCAAUCUUGCAGUGAGCACACUUACGAGCAGUGACUGGUCAGACAGGGAUGACACAUCUCAGGGCAGAAAACUCUCUCCAUUUGUCCUCUCAGCAGGAAGUGGAUCCUCAGCAGCCUCAGUUCUUCUAAAGAAAGAGACAUCGUUUGGCAGUUCUGAAAACAUCACCAUGACAUCUCUCUCCAAAGUAACGACUUUUACAAGUGAAGAUGCUCUUCCUGAGACUCCCUUUCCAGCUUUUACCAGUUUUAAAGAUAUGAUUCCUCAGACCAGUGAACAAAAGGAGUAUGAAAGUGGGGACUACAAAGAUUUUGCUAGACAGGAUCUGCCUGUAGUUGAACAGAGCCAAGAGGCUACAUGCCCAAGCCCAGCGUCCAGUGCCACCUCUCAUGAAACUCCCAAAGAAUGUUCAGAUGACUUUGGAGAGUUUCAGAGUGAAAAGCCGAAGAUCAGCAAAUUUGACUUUUUAGUAGCCACUUCACAAGGCAAAGUGAAAUCCAGUGAAGAAAUGAUCAAAAGUGAGCUUGCAACCUUUGACCUUUCUGUUCAAGGAUCACACAAGAGGAGUCUGAGCCUCGGUGAUAAAGAAAUAAACCGGUCCUCACCUUCUCCAGCCCUGGAGCAGCCUUUCAGAGACCGUUCCAACACUCUGAGUGAGAAGCCUGCUCUACCUGUCAUCCGUGACAAGUACAAAGAUCUAACUGGAGAGGUAGAGGAAAAUGAGAGAUAUGCAUAUGAGUGGCAGAGAUGCCUGGGGAGUGCUCUGGAUGUCAUUAAGAAGGCAAAUGACACCUUAAAUGGAAUUAGCAGUAGUGCUGUUUGUACAGAAGUUAUUCAGUCAGCUCAAGGCAUGGAAUAUUUAUUAGGAGUGGUAGAAGUAUACCGAGUAACCAAACGUGUGGAGCUGGGGAUCAAAGCCACUGCAGUGUGCAGUGAGAAACUCCAGCAGCUGCUAAAGGACAUCGAUAAAGUCUGGAAUAACUUAAUCGGCUUCAUGUCACUUGCCACUCUCACACCCGAUGAAAAUUCGCUGGAUUUUUCCUCCUGUAUGCUGCGGCCUGGGAUUAAAAAUGCUCAGGAACUUGCUUGUGGGGUGUGCCUCUUAAACGUGGAUUCAAGGAGCCGGAAAGAAGAGAAGCCUGCUGAAGGACAUCCUAAAAAAGCUUUCAACUCAGAAACAGACAGUUUCAAGCUGGCCUAUGGAGGACACCAGUAUCACGCCAGCUGUGCCAACUUCUGGAUCAACUGUGUUGAACCAAAGCCUCCUGGCCUCAUCCUACCUGAUUUGCUCUGAAAAGCUCUUCUGUGAGGCACCAGCUUGUUUUAUCUUUUGUGGGGUUUUUUCUGUCACACCCUUUGUUGGUGACUGACAGGGACCAAUAAACAGAAUGCAAGGACUGUGAAGUUCACUUCCAAAAGUCUGCAUGAAGAAUUCCCCAGGAGAGUGGAGCGGAGGACACAGUGGCAGGCCAGGUGACCUGCUAAUCCCCACUGCCCAUCGUGGGAUUUGAGGUGAAGCUGUCCUGCCCAAACUACAGGUAGCACCAAAGUUUGUUCAAUUCUUUCUAGGCUUGUUUUCUUUUUAGGACUCACAAAGCUCUAACCCUCUUAAGAUGCUGUAAAAUAUGGACCAGUUUUAAGGAAUAAUUUGCUGCUGCAGUUUUGAGACUGUGAAGGAUUGACAUUUGAAGAAAAAUAGAUUCUUUUUGGAGGACUGCAAUUUGGCAAGACUGUUUGGAGCCAGUGCUUAUUUUUAUCUGAAGUCUUAAGUCCUGUGAAGUAGAAUGCAUUUCUCUGCAUUUCACUGAGUAUGUUUGAAAUGAAUAAAAGGGGAAAUGGUGAUUAAA